GACUCAACGAAUACGGGAGCUUGGGAGCAGCUGGGGGAAACUUCCCUUAGCCUCCCUCUCACCUCUCUUGACUUGAAUGGAGUUUUGAGUAGUCCUUUCUGCUCUCCUCAGCUUUACUGGACAAAGCCCGAAGCCGAAUCCACAACUGGUAACACUGACGCAAUAGUGAUAGACUUGAGAGGAAGAUUUUCAGGGGGCAGAAUGGACACAUUCAGGCAAAGAAAGUGAAAUUGUCCAGACUUCUGACAGACCACAUCGCGCUGAAAUCAGCCACGCUUUGUCAAACUGAGAGAGGCACACGCAUUCAGAACCUUCACUGGCUCCGGUUUCCAGCCUCCGAGGGCUCCAUGCCAGACAGACUGAGCAUGCGGGCCACACUUGCCAUGACAGCCUGGAUGGUUUCCUUAGUUUCCAGCUAUGAAAACACAGCAAUUAGUUUGCCAGGUAUCGAAAAUGAAGAUUUCAUCAAAGACUGUGUUCGAUUUCAUAACAAGUUCCGAUCAGAAGUGAAUCCAACAGCCAGUGAUAUGCUAUACAUGACUUGGGACCCAGCGCUAGCGCGAGUUGCGCAAACAUGGGCAAGAAACUGUCAGUUUGUACACAACGUUCAGCUGCAUUCAAGCUACAAGCUGCAUCCAAAUUUCUCCUCUCUGGGAGAAAACAUCUGGGCUGGGUCUCUAUCCCUGUUUUCUGCAUCUUCAGCCAUCACAAACUGGUACAAUGAAGUUCAGUACUACGACUUCAGGACUCAGAAAUGCACCAAAGUCUGUGGCCAUUACACUCAGGUUGUUUGGGCAGCUAGUUACAAAGUGGGCUGUGCCGUACAGUAUUGUCCCAGCGUUCAUGGCACCAGUAUUUCCCACGGAGCGCUUUUCAUAUGCAACUACGGACCAGGACAAUACAGAAGUUGGCCAUACAGAGAAGGGUCCACCUGCAGUGCCUGCCCCAAUGAUGACAAGUGUUUGGAUAAUCUCUGCAUUAACCCACAACGAGACAAAGUCACACGCUUCACACCCAGCAUGGAGCCCAAUGUGGGGCCUGAACUCAAGACCCUGAGAUCAAGACCUGAGCUGAGAUCAAGAGCUGGACUCUGAAUUAACUGAGCCACCCAGGGGCUCCUAGAUUACUGUUUCUUCAACUUUAGCCAACCUCAGAAUCAUGUGGAGGGAUGAUCCUAUUCCCCCAGUUUAUAGUUCAGUAGGUCUGGGGUAGGGCCCAAGACAACAAAGGAUUAUCCGGCCCCAAAAUGUCAAUAGUGCCAAGGUUGAGAAACCUGGGUCUGCAGACAUUCUUAAUUUCUGUGAUUCUACUUCAAAGGGUUAGUAAGGGCUUUACUUCUAACCAGGCAUGCAAUUAAAGCAAAGUUACUUCUCACAUUUUACCUACCUAGAGUAGAACUUGCCUGCUAUCAAAAGCCAAAGUCUCCAGCUGGCUGUUCAUUAUUAUGCUGGGCUCCUCGGUGAGCAAUCCUGCUCCAUUUCCCUCAACUCUGUCCCUGUCAUUCUGGAAUUCUGUUGUCUCAUUACUCAAACAAACAAUGAUACUGAUACAUACAGUGGAUGCUUGAGGUCUAAAGACACUCAUUACUGCUUGAAUAUUAGUCUCUCUGGGCCCCAGGCCCACAGAACAUUAAUAUUUCAUUGGGCCUCUGCUACUAUUUCCAAGGCAAUCUCCCCUCUUUCUCUUCUUGAUUGUUCUUAUUGAUAAGCAACAGCUUUGAUUUAAUUUUCAGUUAUAAUAUUCUUCUCCCUAAAGGAAAUCUGGAACACAUUUCAUAAUAUGAGGUUCCACCAUAGCAACAGAAGGCUUUUUAAUGCACGCAUGAAUAUUCAAGAUUUAAUCAGUGGCACGUGAAAUGUAUUGAUACUGCUGAGGAUUAUUAUUUUAUGCAAAUAGAACAAACAAAAUACAGUCUUUUAUUUGUUUACAGGACACCGAGGGAAUAUGUGAACUUUUCUAGGAAGCGGAUUUCUAAUCAUUUGUUAAAUCUAUAUGCCUCUCCCAUCCUUCAGAUGGUGGUAACCACAGAUGGCCCCCAAUGAAAGGAACUUUUUAGAAGACGUAUUUCAAGCACUUAAUGGGUUUAUCUUUAAACAAGUCUUUUCAUGAUGUUAACAAGAUGGUGACAUGGCUUCUCCACUAUUUCAAAAUCUCAAAUUAAAGAAGUCAAGCUAUCUGAUACACUUAGAGACAUGGAAAUUCAGAGUUUAACACUGCACUUUUGCUUUUGAUCAUCUAUCAGUGAUUUUAAUAUCUUUUGGUUUACCAGUCCCUUUACUAAUGUGAUGAAAUCAAUGGGCCCUUUCCCCAGAAAAGCGCAUAUAUUUGGGUACCCACAUCAUUUUACCCAAAGUUUGAUGGGAUGUUCAUAUAUCUGUCACACUCUUUCAUAAUACCCCUAGAGGGUCAAGAUAUCAGGUUAGGGACCCUUGCCUUAAAGCAAGGGGAGGAGUGUCUCAGAAGCUUGGAUUUGAUCUUAUGAGCACUCAAGUCCCCCACUCUUAGAGUUCUUCAGGGGAGAUUGAAUUAGAGUUUUAGUAUGUUUUAAUACUUGCAUGUAAGUAUACUUUUCAAGAUUCCUUUUACUGCAAGUCAUAGAAAUUCAAACAUGUGAAAAAGAGGAUUUAUUGUCCUACAUACCUAGAAACUGGACCUAGUACCUUAACAAUGUCAUAGUGACAUUCAUGCUCUUUAUCAUGAUCUCAAGAUCUCUCCCCCUCACCCUGCUCAUUCUGUGUGCGUGUGUGUGUGUGUGUGUGUGUGUGUGUGUCCUUCCAUCUUUUGGCUCUGCUUUUUCUGUGCUGUCUUUAUUCUGAAGCAAAGAUAUCUGUCAGCAGCUCAGAAUGAAACCUCAACAGAAGAAGAGUUUCUUUUUCCCCAACAAUUCCAUCCAAAGUCCCAGGAAGAUUCUCAGUGAGCAGUUCUGGAUCACAUGCUAGAGCCAGAGGUGGGCCACACCCACAUAAACCAUGUGGGCCUGGAAUGGGAAGGAUUGAGUUCUAAGGAGUAGUUGAGAGCUGUGCCACAAGAAGGGGAAUGGAUGUUGGCUGGAGGGACAAAAACACACAAUGUGUACUACAGUAAGUAGAGCGAAUUAUACAGGGGAUUAAUGGAUUUUCAGGUUUUAUCCAUCACCAUCUCUCAUUCCCAUGCCACCAUUCCAUUAAAAGAAGCCACAUACUUGAAGAAUUACUUAGAUCCAGUCUCAAGAUAGAUGGAGGAGUUAUGUACUAACAUUUUAUUUAGUGUAUGAAUGCGUAAUAACCCUCUAUAUUUGCUGUGAGGAUUCUAAAAUGCAUUGACUGGUCUGUUAGGUUGAUUUAUACUUCUCUAGGCACAUGUGGUGAUACUGAAACAGUGAUCUGCUGUAAUUGUGUUGACUUGGCAUAACCCCUUCUUAUAAUAUUAUUCUCUCAUGUAGCAUAUUUCCCUACAGGAAAUGGCUAUAUUUUUUCUUUUAAUUUUGAAAAGAAUAAAAAAGGAAACUGCAAGGAACAAUGCAACCAUCAUCCAAGACCCCCCUGCCUAAAUUUAAUUAGCGUUAACAUUUUAGAAUUUUGGCCCCAGAUUUACAUAAAUAUUUGUAUAAUAAAAUCUCAUCCAUAUGCAAAAUGAAGUCACUCCAGAGUCUUGUUUCUCUCUUUUCUUUUCUAGAAACAAUAACUAGAUGUUUUGGUUUGUAAGAACCAUAUCAGACUUACUAAAAUGCAGAUAGACUAAUAUAACAAAUCCUUUUCUUUUUAAGUUUAUUUAUUUAUUUUGAGAGAGUGUGUGGGGGAGGGGCAGAGAGAGAGGGAGGGAGAGAGAGAAUCCCAAGCUGAGUUGAGAGCGAGCUGAGAGCGUGGAGCCCGGCGCGGGGCUCAAUCCCAUGAACCACUCAGAUCAUGACCUGAGCCAAAAUCCAGAGUCAGAUGCUUAACGCACUGGGCCACCCAGGCGCUCCUACUACAAACACUUUUGUAGUCAUAAUUAAAUUUAAGACAUAAAAUACUGCCAGUUAAAGCCCCUAUGUACACCUCCCUAACCCCAUCCCUCCCCUCUUCCACCAGAGGUGAUCACUUAUGCCAAGACAGGUGUCUAUCACUUCCAUGAAGAUUUUUGUUUAUAUGGCUACUCCACACACAUAAUCUCUAAGCAAGAUAAAGUGGGCUUUAAAUAAAUGUUUUACAUAUGACAUAUGUACACAUUACAUAU
Molecule: messenger RNA, 4194 nt
Organism: Neofelis nebulosa (Clouded leopard)
Lineage: Eukaryota; Metazoa; Chordata; Mammalia; Carnivora; Felidae
Gene: GLIPR1
Product: GLI pathogenesis related 1
Exons: 7
Coding region: 348-1094 (248 amino acids)
Cellular component (GO): extracellular region
Source: RefSeq, a predicted model, not a curated record